This is a messenger RNA of Hymenoscyphus albidus, 2081 nucleotides long. The record is from the annotation of a GenBank genome assembly. Lineage: Eukaryota; Fungi; Ascomycota; Leotiomycetes; Helotiales; Helotiaceae.
AAACAAUUCCACUCGAGGACUCGAUGAGUCAAACCUUCCCGUCAUAAGAGAAUCGAUGCAGUUAUUUUUAAUACCACAGCAUGCUUGCAGAAGGAUUCAAUUGAGCAAGAUCUCCAAGUCUCGUUUUCAUGAAUCUACCACCUCUCGUUGGAGGAGACCAAAACACAUUGCAAAAACCACUGGUGCGCGACAGCGAUACAUCGAGGCCAAGAUGGAGGAGCAGACUGACUAUAGCGCUUGGAGUAACGAGAGAUUGAUUGAGAGGGUUACACAAUUAGAGAAGGAGCUUAAGAGCAAGAAUCAGAGGUGGAGCUCUCCCUCUGAAAUAUUGAACUUGACUGACAUCAAACUAGUUUACUCCCACCUGGAAAGGGAAAUGCGCCAGAGAAGAAAUCAUGGAAGAAACCACGCACAGAGCGAGUUUUCGAUCCUGCGAAAUAUAAUACGCGACUCAUUGCGCUGAAGCUAGCAUAUUUGGGCAAGAAGUACCAUGGUUUCGAGCAUCAUCCAGGACAAGGCAAAUCCAUGCCCACGAUCGAGGAGGAGUUAUGGAAGGCCUUGAACAAAGCGCGUCUUAUUUUCCCACAAGCAACACAUCCGCUGGACCCUGGGGUUGUCAAUUGGGAAGGAACCGAGUAUAGCAAGUGUGGGAGAACGGAUAAGGGUGUCAGCGCAUUUGGACAAGUCAUUGGGAUCAGAGUCAGGAGCAAUCGCCCUUUGGUGAAGAGAAAGAAGAACGUGGAAAGAGAAAUCAAUGUGGAAGAUGGGGUGGAUAAUAUGUUCAAUAUGCAUCCUAGAGAGGACGGAGUCGAACUUGGGAGUCCAGCACUGCGACCGUCACGUCUGCCACCUUCAGAUCAGCAGCCAUGGCAUCAUAUCGACAUCAACGACCCAGAACUUCAGGAGUCUCUAAAUUUCGACCCAAUCGCAGACGAAAUCCCUUAUUGCGCUCUUUUAAACCAUCUUCUCCCUCCCGAAAUUAGAAUUCUAGCAUGGUGUCCUGCUCCACCAAUCGAUUUCUCAGCACGUUUUUCAUGUCGCGAGAGGAGAUACAAAUAUUUCUUCACCAAUCCAGCAUUUGCCCCAGUACCACAUAACCUAGAAGGCCCGGGUCCAGACGGGAAGGUAAAAACCACUAAAAUGAAGGAUGGAUAUCUAGACAUAGAAGCAAUGCGCGAAGCAGCAAAAAUGUUUGAAGGCACCCAUGAUUUCAGGAAUUUCUGUAAAGUCGAUCCAGGGAAGCAAAUUACAAAUUUCGAAAGAAUGAUAUUUCACACGGAAAUCAAGGAUGAAAAUGAUACGAAUUUAAAACUUAUUUACACAGCUUCGGAAGAUUUUAGCCCCGGUCAAGAGGAAAAGACGGGAAUGACCCCUAGUGUGUGGUCUUUCAAUCUUCAUGGAUCGGCAUUUUUGUGGCACCAAGUUCGUUGCAUGGUUGCUGUUUUGUUCUUGGUAGGCCAGGGAUUGGAAAAGCCAUCGAUUGUGGCAGAAUUAUUGGAUACAAAGAAGAAUCCCCGAAGACCUACUUAUGAGAUGGCCACUGAUACUCCUCUGGUUCUAUGGGAAUGCAUUUUCCCUCGCGAGGACGAUCCAGAAAGAAAAGAUGCUAUGCAAUGGAUUUAUGUUGGCGAUGGCCUCGGAAAGGGGGAUGAUAAGUAUGCUCCAGGAGGACUUGUGGAAGACUUAUGGGGUGUGUGGAGGGAGGCCAAGAUUGAUGAGAUGUUGGCUGGUACUCUGCUGGAGAUGGUGCAGAGUAAAGGUGAUCCGGUGAAAGAACUUACAUUGAAGAAAAAGAGAGGCAAUACCAGCCAGAAGGUGUUUGAUGGUGGGGAGACACCGAGGCCACAGGGAAUAUAUACACCUGUGAUGAAGAAGCCUCUGAUGGAGCUUGUGCAUAUUCAAAAUGAGAACUAUGCCAUAAGGAAGGGGUUCAAGGAUUCGGCUGAUAUGAAGGCCCAAGGAUAUCGUAGGACUAAUAAGGUUCUUGCUCUGGAAAACCAAGAAACCACAGCGGAUGAAGUUGAAAAAGCAAUUUAGUUGACUGAACUCGAGGAAUGAAGAAAUACCCAUCUCAAUUCAAG